Messenger RNA from Rhodotorula toruloides NP11, 3684 nucleotides. RefSeq names its product HLH transcription factor. Gene Ontology annotation, molecular function: protein dimerization activity. Lineage: Eukaryota; Fungi; Basidiomycota; Microbotryomycetes; Sporidiobolales; Sporidiobolaceae. The record is from RefSeq and is a predicted model, not a curated record. The transcript is spliced from 5 exons. The coding region runs from base 1 to 3684 and encodes 1227 amino acids.
AUGGCAGACAGCUCGUACGGCACAGACGGCGGGCUGCCCGCAGACUGGCUCGCAGCCGCCGACGACUCGUUCACCGACCAGUCGUUCGACCCCUCGCUCGACGACUUUCUCGCACAGGACUCGAUGGGACAUGCACACGGGACUGACAUCGGACUGCAGGGUGGGAUGGGUGGAGCUGGAGUCGACCUGGGCUUCGACGGAGGGUCGCUGGCAGCGUUCGAGGGAGCGGCUGGCUCGAGCGGGACAUCGUCGUACGGGCGCUCAGACGCAGGCAGCUCGCCCUACAACGUCUCCAACUACAGUUUCUCGAGCGCUGUCACGGGCAACACGAGCGCAGGACAGGACGUCGACGCCGUGUUUGGCCACUCGCCGCCGUUCUCGUUCGGAGCGGACUUGUCGAACCUCGCGUGCGACUUUGACACGAGCGCAUUGCAGUCGCUCUUUGGCGAGCCAGUGACGCAGCAGGGCGGUGCGCAGACAGGCGCAUCCUUCUUGUCGCCGUCGUCGGCCUUCUCCCCUCCCUCGUACUCGAUCCCGACCGUCUCGCUCUCGCAACCAGGCGACGCACCCGUAUACGCACUCGAUCACGCCCAGCUCGCAUUCGAGUCAGCCGGGUCCUCCCCUUCCCAGCAGCGCAUCUCGGUCGACUUCGGCUCGCCCUCAUCCUUGCCCUCCUCCUCCUCGCCUCCCUCGCUCUACCCCUCUCUCACAGCAAUCAAACAACAAGUUCAACAAGCUCAGCGACCGCUCUCCUCCCUAGCAGCAACAGCAGGCGUCUCCGUCCCUCCCAUCCAACCUACCGCCGCUCCUCGCGCAGGAACCUUGUUCUCCCUCCAACAAGACCCUGCGACACUCGCUGUACUCGCACAACAUGCGCAGGGACGGACGAUCGUCAAUCGCCAGCAGCAGCGUGUCCCUGUCUCUGCUUCGCUGCCUGUCCCGCCUCAGGCGGUGCAGGUGCAGCAGAAGCCCACUCGCAGUGCCAGUCCAAUGGACGUGAUCGUCAACGCAGGGUUGCAGAACAACGUCCACCAAGCUCCCCCGCUCCAACUCCUCAGCCACAUCUCCUUCGACCGCCCCGCCGCCUCUUCGCGUUCUACCGCUGCUGGGAAGGGAGGCCGACGAGGAGCGAAUGCGCAGGAGCAGCAGGACGAGGGGGAGGAGAAAGGCGGGAAGGGAGGGCCGGCGGGGAAGAAGGGUGGGAAGAAGUCUGAGAGGGGGCACAACGCGGUCGAGCAGAAGUACCGCAACAGCAUCAAUAAUGCGCUUGCGACUCUUCGCGAUACGAUCCCCGCCUUGCGCCACCUCAAGCCUCUGCCCUCCAUGCCCACCUCCCGUCGCCGCGCCUCGCAAUUCACGCUCGCCUCCGCCGCCGUCCCCGAGACCCCCGAAGGCCUAAUCGACGGCGUGCCCGCAGCCAAGACCCUCUCGAAGGGUAUUAUCCUCACCAAAGCGAUCGAAUACAUCGACUUUCUCCGCUCGACGCGGGACGGGUUGAACGACGAUAUUGAGCUUUUGAAGGAGAUGGUGAGGAGUAUGGUUGGAGGUGGGGAGGGGCUGGUGGAGGAGUGGGAGAGGAGGAGGGCGGAGAAUGAGAAGGUCCGUGAGGAGGCGAGGAGGAGGCAGCGCGAAGAGGAUGAAGAGGCGGAGGAGGGGACGGGCGAGGAGGAGGAAGAGGAAGAGGAGGUUGUUGCGCCGCCUGCGAAGGGUAGGAAAGCGGCUACGGCGACGUCGACCGCCGGCACGAAGCGCGGCCGGAAAGCGGAUGGACCAGCUGCGUCGAAGAAGGCCAAGUCGUCUGCCUCGUCGGGCCUCGCGCCGCCUUUGACGUCCGAGUACAGCCGCGUCCAGGCGCUCAACGCGGCGCACAUCGAGUCGCUUGCUCAGCAACAGCAGAGUGGUCUGACUGGCCGGCACACCUUCCCGCCUUCGCCCGUCUCGUCAGGCGACGAACUCGCCGUCUCGCCCGCCGCACUGCAGAACGGUCAGUCAGGCAACGGCGGACGCGUCCUCCUCGCCUCGUUCAUGGGCGCGAGCUUCGCCGGCGGGAUCGGGUACGACCUUGCGACGACUGCCGCAGUCGCCGAGGAGACGGUCGGCGCCUGGGCGGGCGGACUUGUUCGACGCGGCGUCCCGACCGACCCGUCUGCGCCGGCUUCCGCCAUUGACCACGUUCACCCGUCCCUCCUCAGCGGUCUCGCCACCCUCGGGGCCGCGUCGAUCCUCGUCGCUCUCGCCUAUCUGCUCUACCCGCUCUUCUUCACUUCCUCUUCUCAGCCCGCAUUGCCGCCCCGCACGCGUCGUCGAGCACAAGCGGUAGCCGCCCUGUCGGCGCUGAGCUCAGCAGCAACGUCAUUGUCCACCCCUCUUACCGCCGGCGCAGCACGCAAGUCCGCCCUCGACGCUCGUCGAGAACUGCUCCGCUUCGUCGGUGCACCACGAGCGGUCGCCUUGCCGUUCUCGAUUGCGAAGGAGGCUGUCGUGUGGGCGAUCAGGAGGGCGACGGGUUUGACUUGGGGAAGGGAUGAUGGGCAUGAGGAUGUCGAGGAGGCUGUUGCUUGGGUACGGAUUGCGGAGAUCGAGGCGAGCGUCGGCGGCCGACUACCUUACCUCGCGCGCUGCUACACCUUCCUCCGCCUGUCCAACCUCUCCCGCUCUCCGUCUUGGCCUUCCGUCACACCCACAACCUCUCGCGCCGCCAUCGAUGGCCUGAUCGCGAUCCACCUUCUCGCACUUGGUCACGUCGGCGGCGCGAAGAAGACCUGGUCGCGCAUGCUCGACAGGCAGAAGAAGCGCGAGUCGACUGGCAGCUCCUUUAUCGACGUCGCGCUCAAUCACGACUUCGAGACUGUUCAGCUGCUCUUGUCGCCGGCGACUCGGGCGGCCAAGGACGAUGCGGAUUUGGCCGAGCCGAGCAACACGGUGCCGCUUCUCGCCCUCGCCGAGGCGACUUGCCAGGACGCCCUUGAGGAGGUCUGGCGGCAGGUCCUCGUCGUCGUCGGCGAUUCGACGACUUCCGCGCCGAGUUUGACAGCAGCCGCAGCCGUCAUCGAGCUCGAAGACACGCUCGACGUGAUCUACCGCACCACCGUUGACGGCUCGGAGGUACACGCCUUGGCGAGCAUGGCCAAGGUCUUCCUCGCCUGCUACCGCGCCGGCUUGUCCGCGAAGGCAGGCGUCGACCUCUCGCAAGCACGGGAGCUCCUCGCCCGCCUCGCGCUCGAGACGAAGCGCGAAGGACCGUUCGCUCGACUUGCCUGCACAUCGCCUUUCUUCCAGCUCCUCGCGCCAGCCGUCUCGAACGGCAUCGACUUGUCCACCUUCUUGCCCAAGUCGCCUCCGACCGAGCCUACUUCCGAUGUCGACCUCCUCGCGACCAUCGUCCUCUCUUGGCUCCUCGUGCGCCGCCAAGCCGCCUCGUCGUCGAAGGCCCAGCCGGACGCCGCUUUGCACGCACGAGCACUCACCAUCCGCCGCCUGCUUGGCCACGACUCGCUGAAGGCCCAGCUCACGCCCGACGACGAUUCGAGCGACGACGAAGAUGCGCUCGACGAGCAGGCCGUUCUCCAGGAUGCCAAGGAUUCGCUCGUCGACGCUUUGACGACGGUCGCGAGGAAGGCCGCUGGUCUCAAGACCGCGCAGGAUGAGGAUUCGGGCGUUGAGCUGGAGGCGGAGCUGGUUUAG